UCCCGCGAUCUGAGGCCAGAUUUCAAACUGAAUGGAAGUAAACAAAGGGUCGGUUCGUCCAACGGGAUUUGAACGUGGGUUGAGCCAUCCCAUUUCGAAUCUUUGGAUCCUGCGAAGUCAGGAAUUAGGAUCGCUUAUAAACGAGCCGUGCUUAGGCCGUCAUCGUCAUGGUCAACAAGUGCGCCGCUGUUGGAUGUCGUAGUGGAUAUGCGCUCAAGAAGGCUGAGAGCCUGGCGAGCCCCACUUCAGACCCACCCGCAGACCAGGAAUCGAGGUAUCCGCCAUCGAGCAUCAGCUUUCACAGUUUUCCAAAAGAUGAGAUUCUACGCAAUAAGUGGAUUCGGGCUUUGUCCAGAGAGCACUAGUCUCCAAGUGAUUGUUCAAGAGUUUGUUCUAGGCAUUUUCUUGAGAGUGAUUUUGAGACCGAACGCUCUGACCAAGACCAAUGGCGAGUGAAAAAACUGACCCAAAAGAACCGGGGCCAAUUGCAAUUACGCCGAUUAAAACCCGAGAUCGCGCCCAGCAUUUUUCCCGAGUGUCCCUCGUACAUGAGCCAGAGGGUGCCCCCUCCACGGCCACGAGCUACUCCCCCAUCCACGGUCAGUCAUCGUUUUCAUCGUCAACAGGAGGCGCAAGACAAACUUGAAGCGGAUUAUUUCGAACGCCAACGCAUCACAAAUCUCGGGGAUUUGCACGUUAAAAUGAAACAAGAGAUCAUCUCAGAUGAUUACUUGAUCGUCAGUUACGACCCUGGUAAUUUGGUAUUCAUGUCACUGGUUAUUGAUGAUCCAGACCGAGGACCGUGGAUUCGAAAGAGUUGCCACAUCAGACAAGACCUUUCCUUCACCCUUUAUUGCCUCGGCACGUUGGUUUCUAAAACAGAAGUUCAGCACCUUUUAUCAAGUUCGGGCAAGUUUGCGAUGGUGGAUGAAGUUCUGAACGUCUUGGUCUGUUUGAACAAUUUUGCAGAGUCAAAAUCGCGCAAGACAUUAACUGUUUUGGAACAUGUUGAAAAACUCAAGGCUUUGGGUGAAGAUGAUUCCGUGGUUUCUAAAGAAGGCUUCAAUUUUGCCCUUGACCAACUCCAGCUUUCUGUCAAGCAGCCUCGCCAACGGCGAUAUUCUCCAGCAUUCUUGGCUGCAUCAAUGCUUUGGCAAAACACAAGUCCCGCUCUGUAUCGGCUUCUCUGCCAGGACCUUU
Tigriopus californicus is the source of this 1200-nucleotide messenger RNA. RefSeq lists its product as uncharacterized. NCBI's taxonomy places the organism in Eukaryota, Metazoa, Arthropoda, Copepoda, Harpacticoida, Harpacticidae. The record is from RefSeq and is a predicted model, not a curated record.